Molecule: messenger RNA, 838 nt
Organism: Sorex fumeus (smoky shrew)
Lineage: Eukaryota; Metazoa; Chordata; Mammalia; Eulipotyphla; Soricidae
Gene: MRPS23
Product: mitochondrial ribosomal protein S23
Exons: 6
Coding region: 23-589 (188 amino acids)
Biological process (GO): translation
Cellular component (GO): ribosome; mitochondrion
Molecular function (GO): structural constituent of ribosome
Source: RefSeq, a predicted model, not a curated record
GCCGCCGCCGCCGCCGCUCGCCAUGGCCGGGAGCCGGCUGGAAACGGUGGGCAGCAUCUUCUCGCGGACGCGGGACCUGAUUCGCGCGGGCGUCUUGAAGGAGAAGCCCCUUUGGUUUGACAUAUACGAAGCCUUCCCCCCGCUGAGAGAGCCCGUCUUUCGCAGGCCCGCCCUGCGGUAUGGCAAAGCCAAAGCUCAGGUUCCAGAAAUCUUCUACCAGGAGGAUCGGAUCCGAGCGAAAUUUUACUCAACCUAUGGAUCUGGUCAAAAAGCUCUUGAUAUGUUUAAUCCAAAUUUCAAGUCUUUGUGCCAACGGUUUGUAGAGAAGUACACUGAGCUGCAGAAACUUGGAGAAACAGACGAGGAGCAGUUGUUUGUGGAAACAGGGAAAGCUUUGCUGGCAGAAGGUGUCAUUUUGAGACGAGUCGGAGAAGCAAGGCUGGGAGGUGGUCGUGAUUCCCGGAAGCAGGAACAGAUAAGCGUUAAACCCCAGUCGGUGUCAGAACCAAACCAGCCUCUGACAGAAGAGCCACAGAAGCAGCAGCAACAGGCACCAGGAGAAGAGUCGAAAGGUUCUUCAGCUCCCUGAGGGACGCGGAUACUGUGUAUACCGAUGUCCAAACUGUAUUCGCUAUGUGAAUGUCGGACUAUUUUUAACAGUUGGACUGUGUAAAUGUUUCUUGCUCUCCAAGGCAUUAUGUUUGCCUUCUUGUAGUUCCUGUUUCUGGGGUGUCAUAAAGCUCAGUAUCAUGGUGGAAAAGAAGCAGUUGUGUGAACUUUUAUAUUAGGAUGGUAUUAAAUAAAGAAUUCCCUAACUGCUAGAAAAGUAAAUUUACUU